AGCGGCUACAUCUCUCAGUCGCGCUGCUGUGGGAGCGUUCAUCGGGCGGAUGAGGCAGUGCAGCUCCGAGCAUCCUCCACCCUCUGCUCUCCACCUGUGCAGCAGGACAGCGCUGAUGGAGCAGACCUUAUUUCACCUGGAGUAAAUUUCUGCGCCACUCCUACAUUUUUUCUCUCUCUUCUGGAUUCUGAAUCUCCCAUCAUUUCCACCUCCACAUCGGGCAGCUGAAGUUGAGACGAUGCCUCCGCUCGGCAUAUGGGAUUUGUAAUAGCCUCACAUGCGAGGUUGAUACAUCAUCUGUGAUUGAACCCCCCACCACCCCCUCUCCUCUUCUAAAGUGGAUGAAACAUGGACUAAUUAGUUAGAAAUACAGCCACCAUGGGAAUAUUCCAGCUAUUUCUGGUUCUUUGCAUAUUUUUCGCCUCCUCAGUUGUAGGAUUCGGGGUUGACCCUGCCCUGCGCAUCAGCGUAUUCGAUGAACUCAGGCUUGGAGAUGGCUUUGAUGGACUCACUCAGGUCCAGGGCUUCCACAGCGAGACUAGAGCUUUCCACUUCCAAGGGUCCUCCAGAGAAGUGAGAGCUUCUGCUGAGGUUUCAGCACAAAUGCUCAAGAAGCUUAAAGGCAAGAAUGAGUUUACGGUUCUAGCCACCGUCAAACAAGAUCGUCUCAAUUCUGGAGUCAUUCUCUCCGUCCACCAGUCGGAUCACAGGUUUUUGGAGCUAGAGAGCAGUGGACAGCGCAGUGAGGUGCGCCUUCACUACCGCACCAAAAAUCAGAAGGAUCACACUGAGGUGUUUCCAUACAGCCUGGCUGAUGACCAGUGGCACAAGAUCUCUGUGGCUGUCAGCGCCUCUCAUGUCAUACUACACGUCGACUGCAACAGGAUCUAUGAGCGUGUGGUUGAAGCUCCCUCCAUGGACAUACCUGAGGACACUUCCUUCUGGCUCGGACAGAGAAAUGCUGCUCAUGGCUUCUUCAAGGGAGUGAUGCAGGAUGUGGAAGUCCUGGUGAUGCCGCAGGGUUACAUCUCCCAAUGUCCAGAUCUCAACAGGACAUGUCCAACCUGCAAUGACUUCCAUGGGCUUGUGCAGAAAAUUAUGGAACUGCAGGACAUCCUUGCAAAAACCUCAAGCAAGCUGUCCCGGGCAGAGGAGAAGAUGAAUGGGCUUGAUGGCUGCUAUUGUGAGCGGACUUGCAGCGUCAAGGGGGUCAUCUACAGGGAGGAUGAGGGCUGGACAGAUGGCUGCAAGAACUGCACAUGCACGAACGGCACAGUACACUGUGAGGCCAUCUCCUGCCCUCCCCCUCAGUGCCCAGCAGGAACGGCCCCUGCCUACAUAAAGGGUGCCUGCUGCAAGGAAUGCCAGCCUGUUUGUUUGUUUGGUGGAAGAGAAUUAGUGGAGGGAGAUCAGAGGGCAGUGCGUGAUUCCUCUGGCAGAUGCCUGCUGUUUGAAUGCAGGGACAGGAGCAUGCAUCGAGUGGUCCCCUCAGAGCCGUGUCCUGAACUCAGCUGCCCAGAGUCAGAGCAGAUUGCUUUGAGCAACAGAUGCUGUAAAGUCUGCAGAGGUCAUGACUUCUGCUCAGAAGGCCACGGCUGCCUGGAGCACUCUGACUGUGUGAACCUGGAGGCAGGCGACUGCUGUGUUUGUAAGGAUGGUUUCCGCCCACUGCGAGACGAUAAUGCCUACUGUGACGAUAUUGAUGAGUGUGCCGAAGGAAAACACUACUGCAGAGAAAACACCAUGUGUGUUAACACCCCUGGAUCCUUCAUGUGCAUCUGCCACACAGGCUACAUCAGGAUCGAUGACUAUUCCUGCACAGAGCAUGACGAGUGCCUCAGUGGACUCCACAACUGCGAUGAGAAUGCCUUGUGCUUCAACAUGGUUGGAGGCCACAGCUGCUCGUGCAAGCCGGGCUACACGGGAAACGGGACAGUUUGCAAAGCAAUGUGUGACGGACUGUGUCAAAACGGGGGAACCUGUGUUUCACCUAACAAGUGUGUUUGCCAGCAAGGAUUUACUGGGAGUCGAUGUGAAACAGAUAUUGAUGAGUGCGCAGACGGCUUUGUGGAGUGCGAUAGUAAAUCCACUUGUGUCAACUUGCCCGGCUGGUACCACUGCGAAUGUCGCGAUGGCUACCAUGACAACGGCUUGUUUUCCGCCAAUGGGGAAUCGUGUGUUGAUAUAAAUGAAUGCAAGACAGGGAGAAACACCUGUGCCAAUGACACAGUGUGCUUCAACUUGGAAGGAGGAUAUGACUGUCGGUGCCCCCACGGGCAUAACUGCACUGGCGACUGUAUCCAUGACAACAAGGUCAAGCACAGUGGGCAGAUUUGGGUGCUGGACAAUGAUAGGUGCUCAGUGUGCUCGUGCCAGGCUGGCCAAGUGAUGUGCCGCAGGAUGGUGUGCGACUGCGAUAACCCCAACGCUGAUCUUUUCUGCUGUCCCGAGUGCGACCCCCGCCUGAGCAGCCAAUGCCUGCACCAGAACGGGUUGCUCACUUACGGCAGCGGCGACACAUGGGUGGAGAACUGCCAGCAGUGCCAGUGCCUGCAGGGGCAGGUGGACUGCUGGCCUUUGCCGUGCCCGCCCGUGGACUGCGAGUUCACCGUGGUGCCCGAGGGCGAGUGCUGUCCCCGCUGUGUCACUGACCCCUGCCAGGCCGACACCAUCCGCAAUGACAUUACCAAGACGUGCACAGACGAGCACAACAUUUCACGCUUCAGCGGCUCCUCCUGGAUCAAACAUGGGACAGAGUGCACCCUUUGCCAGUGCAAGAAUGGACACAUCUGUUGCUCAGUGGACCCCAUGUGCCUUUAGUCUUGGCAGAUCUGAAGGCGCCUGUACAGCAUUCUCCGUGUACAAAAAGGAAAAAAAAAAAGGAAAAACACACUUUCACAUCUUCUCACUGUUCUCGUGAUAGGCCCGGGUCAAACAGUGUUUGCACCGUCAUGGCUGCCAGAAACGGAGGUUACUAUUCAGGUCUCCAUUGAACACAUAUUCGAGCCUAAACAUUCAGGUAUCAUCUCUGAUUAGCUGCAGUUUCUAGGUCUUCUUGUUUAAUUCCUACAGGACGCAACCUGAAACUUUGUCUUUAGGACGAAAAAGAAAGAAAAUGACUUGCAAACAGUAUUUGACCUUCGCCUUCUCCUCAAACCCUUUGUACCAAAUACAAACAUGUAUCAUCCAAAGCCGAUGAUGGACUACAUUUCCCUCAAAGUCACUCUCUUGUUCUUUGAGACUCACAGUUUCCCACUCUGAACCAUCACCACAUCAAUCUGUAAGAUAUUACUAUAACUGGCAUGACUGUGCUUGAUGUCCAAAUGUUUCAGCUGAUUUUUGAAAUUCUCAGUUAUGACGAUGAUGAAGAUACCUUAGAGUAAAGGCAGUUAGCAUAAGGUUCUUUUGGCACAUUUACCGGCUGUCUAUAUUAUGUGGUGCUUUGUAGCAUUUUGUUCCAUUUAUUCUUUCUUUGUAACUUUUCUUUUCGAGCUUGUUAUGGUGUCAUAGUGAAAUAAAGUAUUUCCAUUUACAUUUAA
Molecule: messenger RNA, 3539 nt
Organism: Oryzias latipes (Japanese medaka)
Lineage: Eukaryota; Metazoa; Chordata; Actinopteri; Beloniformes; Adrianichthyidae
Gene: nell2a
Product: neural EGFL like 2a
Cellular component (GO): cytoplasm
Molecular function (GO): calcium ion binding; protein kinase C binding; heparin binding
Source: RefSeq, a predicted model, not a curated record